Messenger RNA from Striga asiatica, 333 nucleotides. Lineage: Eukaryota; Viridiplantae; Streptophyta; Magnoliopsida; Lamiales; Orobanchaceae. The record is from the annotation of a GenBank genome assembly.
AUGAAGCCAGCGGCUGAACGGCGGGACGGUUGCGGUGGCUUGGUGCUUGCACGCGGCGGAUCUCGACCAAGAUUCCGGUGGCACGUGCUUGUCGAUGAUGGUUGUCCGCGGACGGUUGGGUGGUGCUGCGAUGUCUCGCGUCUGGGAGGUGGCAGCGGCUAUGGGUCACCGGUGAUUGGAACUCGGCUGUUGCUGCGUGCGUUUAUGGGGGUGCAGUGGCUGGCCGCCGGGUGCGACUGUUCCGGUGGUGGAAGGACUGACCACGGAUGGCUCUCAAUGGCGGGUUACGCGUCUCUUGGUGGGGUGCCGUUCGAACUAUCAGAGCCUGGUUAA